CUUCGACCUCCAGACAGAGCCCUUCCUCACCCCCACGGCCAUUAGCAAAUUCAUCAAACUCCGUCGAUCCCCAGAGCAAAAACCAGCAUUAAUGCAGAUAAAUCCUCUGCAACAAGCUGACUGCUGAGAAGUUUCUUGUCUUCUUGAACGAUGUGGAACCUUCAAAACCUGCAGCUCAUGUUGUGCACAGCUCUGAGUUGUGUGAGCAGCGCUGCAGGUUUGAUCCGCGUGUUCGGAUAUGAGGGGAGCGAUGUGACGGUUUCCUGUCCGUAUGAUCCAGGAUAUGAGAGAUACCAGAAGUACCUGUGUAAGAACAGCUGUGGUUACAGUGAUUUUCUUAUCAAAUCAUCACAGGAAAAUAAAACCAAAUACUCCGCUUACGAUGACAAAAGAGCAAGAGUCGUCGCAGUGACCAUCACCGAUCUUCAUUUUGGUGAUGCUGGGGGAUAUUGGUGUGGAGUGACCAGAGCAGGAAAAGAUAUCUACACUGAAGUAAAGCUGGAAGUAAAAGCAGACAGAUGCUGCGACAAAGUGAAUAAAAUCCAAAGUAUUGAGGAAGGUUCAGUGACCAUCAGCUGUCCGUACGACUCUCAGUUUGUCGACAAGCUGAAGUUCCUCUGCAGAGGAAACCGACCCUCCACUUGUCUUCAGCAGGCACUGAUCACCUCUAGCAACACACAAAAUGGACGAUUCAGACUCUCUGAUGACAGGAAGUCAACAAUAUUCACAGUGACCAUUUCCAGUCUGACCCUGGAGGAUUCUGGGUCGUAUCUUUGUGGAGUCCAGAGAAACUCAGGAUUUGAUGAUUUCUCUGCUGUUGAGCUGGAGGUCAAAGAGAAAGGAGAGCAAAAUGCAAGUGGAGAAAAAAAGCUGGAGGAUCUGCCACCAAGCAUCACGGCAGAAGGUGAGAGAGAUCAGGCCACUCACACACGAAGCAGAGAAAGCGGUUUCAGUAAACCUCCGUGUUGCAACAGGAACGUUUAUGAGCAUCAGAGCAGCACAGUGAAAACUAUCAUUACUACCAGACCACCAGCAUCAGAGGAACAGGCUGAAGUGCAUUAUCAUCAGAGCACCACAAUGAAAACUACACCACCACUGGUUUCUGAGGAACUGACUGAAGCACCUGUGAGCAGCGCUGCAGGUUCGAUCCGGGUGUUUGGAUAUGAGGGCGGAGACGUGAACGUUUCCUGCCCCUAUGAUCGGGGAUUCGAGGGUCAUCAGAAAUACCUGUGCAACAACGACUGUCGUUACGGUGAUGUUCUUAUAACAACAUCACAACGAGGAAGAAGUGGAAAAUACUCCAUUCACGAUGAUAAAACAACCAGAGUCUUCACAGUGAUCGUCUCUGACCUUCGUCUUGGUGACGCUGGGAAAUACUGGUGUGGGGUGACAAGAAUAGGAAGAGAUAUCAACACUGAAAGAAAUCUGGAGGUAAAACCAGACAGAUGUUGCAACAACGUGAAUAAAAUCCAAAGUAUUGAGGAAGGUUCAGUGACCAUCAGCUGUCCGUACGACUCUCAGUCUGUCAACAAGCUGAAGUUCCUCUGCAGAGGAAACCGACCCUCCACUUGUCUUCAGCAGGCAGUGAUCACCUCUAGCAACACACAAAAUGGACGAUUCAGACUCUCUGAUGACAGGAAGUCAACAAUAUUCACAGUGACCAUUUCCAGUCUGACCCUGGAGGAUUCUGGGUCGUAUCUUUGUGGAGUCCAGAGAAACUCAGGAUUUGAUGAUUUCUCUGCUGUUGAGCUGGAGGUCAAAGAGUGGUGCUGUGUGGAGUCAAAGAACAUGAGUGGCAUUGUGGGACGUGCUGUAACCUUCCAAUGUCCUUAUCCACAUCAUCAUCGUAACAAUAUGAUGCUCCUCUGCAAAGGAGACCAGCGCAGCAACUGCACAUACAUGACUUAUCAAGGAAGAUUCACGCUGCAUAAUGAUAAUGAGACCUUUUUUUCUGUGGUGAUCACAAAACUUGAAGCAGAGGAUUCUGGGACAUACUGGUGCAGAUCAGACUCUGAGUGGAGUGUUGGAAACUACACCCAGUUUCAUCUGACUGUGGAGGAAGCAGAACAGCGCGGUGUGUCAGAGGAGUUCAUAAUAGAAGCUGCAUACUGGCUUUUCGCUGCUCUUCCUGUUCUGCUGCUGAUACUGAUAAUCAUCCUGGUCAAAGUUUGCAAGACCAAACGUCGCCAGUUGAAAGCAGCAGUCGACAUGAACACAAUCAAACUGGAGGCAGUAGAUGCACAAGACGUGACGAGUGAGGAAGACCUUUAUGAAAAUCCUGAUGAUCCUCCAGUGCGCUCACAGCGGAGGGCCUGCAAAGAGCAGAGAUCUGUUCACAUCUGUGAGGACUAUGAAGAUGAAGCUCAAUAUGGAAACAUUUCAACAACUGAGGACAUUUACUGCAAUGAGUUCUUUUCAAAGACUCAGAGAUAAAGAGUGAGCCAAAUGUUGGGUCUGACCUGUAUGUGGAUAACUGUAUUUGUGUGAGGCUGAAGCUUUUCCUUGAGUUCCUAAAAGUCUUUAUUCAUGUGACAUCAUCAUCAUCUUAGUGCUGCUGGUAGUGACAACUUUCAUGAGCUUUAAAAUUCUGCUUUUUCUUUACUUCAUACUAAUAAAACUGCAGUUUUGUAA
Molecule: messenger RNA, 2631 nt
Organism: Gambusia affinis (western mosquitofish)
Lineage: Eukaryota; Metazoa; Chordata; Actinopteri; Cyprinodontiformes; Poeciliidae
Product: polymeric immunoglobulin receptor-like
Exons: 14
Coding region: 151-2433 (760 amino acids)
Source: RefSeq, a predicted model, not a curated record